Notothenia coriiceps (black rockcod) is the source of this 2711-nucleotide messenger RNA. RefSeq names its product microtubule-associated protein 9 (gene map9). Bases 268 to 2166 code for a protein of 632 amino acids. The transcript is spliced from 13 exons. The record is from RefSeq and is a predicted model, not a curated record. Gene Ontology annotation, molecular function: microtubule binding. Gene Ontology annotation, cellular component: astral microtubule. Gene Ontology annotation, biological process: mitotic cytokinesis; mitotic spindle assembly; regulation of mitotic cytokinesis. NCBI's taxonomy places the organism in Eukaryota, Metazoa, Chordata, Actinopteri, Perciformes, Nototheniidae.
UCCUAGGGUUACCAUCAACAAGUCAGUCAGUCCACUGUAGCUAAUGUUAGCAAAAAACAGUCUGCCUUUCGAUAGAAGCUACCAUUUCCGAAUAACUGUAUCGUAAUCAGACAACAGGUAGUCAGAAUGAUCAACGCUUACAAGUAAUCGAGCUAUGUGUAUCGUGCGCAUGGGAAACUUAGAAGAGAACCUAGCUACUGGUUGAGCACUAGCUAGCAUGCUAAUCUCAAUGAAUGCGACCAGAGGAAAUUGUUCAUAGUUUUCAGAAUGACAAAUCAGCAGUUCACGACACUGGCUUAUACGAAAAGCCCCAAAACAUCGAGGAGGACAACAUUCCAGGAUGAACUUCAGGCUGCUGUGUCUGCCAGGGCUAGCAAAACCGAAACAGACCAAUACUCCUACUCUGAUGACUUUAAUGAAGAUGAGGAUGAUUUUUUAAAUCAACUCCUCAAAUCAAGAAAAGAGAGGGCUAGGGCUUUUAAGGCUGGGAAGAUUAAAUCCAAAAUCAACACCUUCGAGGUUUCAGACGAUGAGGACAAUCACGGCAGGACAAAGAGAGUUUCAUUUCUGAAAUCCAAAAGGAUUGACACUCCCUUGGAAGUAACGACGGCACCAGAGUUGGGAGAAAACGAUCCGUCCGACACUUCCGACAAUCGACAUAACAAUUAUAAUGACUCAUUAUCCACCCAACGCUCAACAAACGUUAGUGAAGAUAACAUAAACUAUAAAAGCAGUUAUGGGGAGACUGCUGAUCCAGAAAUCAGGAGACAGAGCUCAGUAAAAUCUCUGUCGUUCCAAACAUCAGAUGACACUCUACCGGACAUGCUAUUGCCCUUACCAUCUGACAACAGUGUGAUUGAAACUCCAGUUCCCGAAGAAAACAGCAACUUGGAAGAAAGCUACCAGCGUGCGCAGUUAUCAGCAAAUAACCUGACACACGUGUCAACAGCAGAGAGGCAGCCACCCAAGCCUAAACCGAGGCAAAGGACUCUCGGAUUGAGCUUCCACCCUAAGGAGAAAAUAGCUGAAAGUGGUGAUUCUCAGGAAGUAAGCAGGCCCCAGACUUCUUCUGCAUCCAUUCCCCUCUCCACUGACACAUCCAGCAACAACACUUGGACAAAAGGAGAUAGCGCACUUUCAUGCAGCUUCAGCAAAUCUUUUUCAAGUAAGAGUGAACAGUCACAGCUCUCUUCAAAGUCCACUAUUGAUUCUGGAUCCCGAGAUGACUUUAUUUCUGAUGACAGCAAAGAGCAGGAGAGCAAGUACUCCACAUCAUUUGAAGAGUUCAAUGCAGGAUUGGGAGAUGCCUCACAUCAAACUUCUCAUGUCCGUGAAAAAUCAUUUGAUACCAGGACAUCAAGUUCUCUUUCAAAGACUACUCAGAGAUCUCAGAGUGCCUGCUCCAGAAAUGUGGAAUCAAAAUAUUUGGGAUCGCUCAAACUUCUGGAUUGUAAAGUGUCACUCCAGGAGUCUCAGCCUCAAACAGCAGAUUCCAUCCGAGCUGCCAUUUACCAGGAAUGGCUUGAAAAGAAAAAAGAAAAGUCAAGAGAGAACAUGCAGCAAAAGAAGCAAGAGGACAUCCUUAAAGAGAAAAAGAAAAGGGAAGAAGAGGCUAAGAAGGGAGAUGCUGUAGCAUCAUAUGAGGCUUGGAAAAAGCAGAAAUCACAAAGUCUCAAAGCAAAAGCCAAAGAAAAGGAAGAUGCGAUCGCGAGACAGCAAAGAGAGCUUGAAGGAAAACAAGAAAAAAUGCAAUCUGCUAAACAGGUGUUUGAACAAUGGAAACUCGAACAUGAUCAUCUCCUCAAAGAAAAGUCCAGAAAACAAAGAGAAGCUGAAAGUAGACUUCAGUUUGGAAAACAAGAAAAGGAGAAAGAAAGGAAAAAUGACAGCAAAUCUGCCGUUUCUGGUUGGCAUGAUAAGAAGAAAGAUGUUAUCCAUGUAAUAGUGAAAAUGAAGCGUAAAGAAAUACAAAAUAAAGCAGAGGAGGAACGCUACAUGAAAGAAGAGAGAGAUAAAAUGGCUUUAGAGAUGUAUGAAAGCUGGCUGGUACGGAAAGAUCUGGAACAGAAGAGACACAAAGAAGAAAGACAAAUACAAACGAUUCUCCGAGAUAGCCCACCUCCUCCAUGGAGCCCUCCAAAUAAAACUGUACCAUUUCGAAAAUAAUAUUUGUGUUUUAACAAUUGUUGAUGGUAACAGUUAAAUUAUACAUUAGCCAGCAGCUCUAGUGUAAGUUUAAUUGUAAUGUGUUUUAUGUGUUGCAUUAUGUUUUGAAAGUCGUUUUUCUGUGACAUGGUGACAUGUCAAAAAACCAAAGGAAACCAGCAAUACAAAUAAAAUAUAUAUCUAUGUUAGCAUGUUAUACAAAUUCAUUUGAAGCAGCAAUAGGAAAAUUAUGACUAUAUAAGGCUAAAAUAAUUUGAACUGCUGUUGAUGAGUUGUUUUCUUUAAACUACAAGACCCAACAACAUCACGCAAUCUUAGAAACAGAUCUCUUUAUCAUUCAGUGCUUAUUUUAUGUUAAACAUGAUUCAUUUGUUGUAUUUGUGUUUUUUCUCACUGGUUUUUUAUUCCUGGAGUCACAGAGUAUUGACAAUACAGUUUGAUCAAUUGACAGGUUGUUCUAUUAAAGUGACUAUAGCAAACUAAAUAACAAAUAACAAGUGCAACAUCAAAGGUAAAAAAAACACAUUGUCAGCCACUGUUUUGGG